Molecule: messenger RNA, 2712 nt
Organism: Terrapene triunguis (Three-toed box turtle)
Lineage: Eukaryota; Metazoa; Chordata; Testudines; Emydidae
Gene: XRCC5
Product: X-ray repair cross complementing 5
Exons: 17
Coding region: 761-2560 (599 amino acids)
Biological process (GO): telomere maintenance; DNA recombination; double-strand break repair via nonhomologous end joining
Cellular component (GO): nucleus; Ku70:Ku80 complex
Molecular function (GO): damaged DNA binding; double-stranded DNA binding; DNA helicase activity
Source: RefSeq, a predicted model, not a curated record
UGAACUAGAUAAAGUAGCAUGGAGGACUGGGAGCUAAUGUUGUGAAAUUGUCCCAGAAGUGUUGUUGAAGUCAUAAUUACUAUUAAACAUGUAUUGUUCUUUUGAAUUUAGGAGUUGACAGUUUGCACAAGAGCCAGUUUUCCAGAUUAACCAAUUUUCAAAGUUCUGAUGUUAGGUGGAGUCCUGGCCCCAGUGAAUUGUUUCUAGUAUAAAGUACUGAGUUAAUUAAGCUUUGAGCAUUUCUGGUAUCUUCUUCUGCAUGAGACAGAGAGAGAAAAAAAUAUAGCAAAGAGAUAAUGUCAGAUUAGGCUCAAAAUAUGUUUGUUUGUUUGUUUUUAAAGGGACUUACAAAGCCUAAUGCAAAAUAGGUUUUCAUCAAAUUAAACCUAUGAAAACUUAAAAAAAAAAAAAAAAAAAAUUAACCCUCCCACCAAAGGGAAGCCCAACACAGCUGCAUGUGCUUAGGCAUUUCAGAUUGAUCAGUCCUCAUUUUGCUGUGAAAUGCAUACAUUAAGAAAAGUCACUUUUGUUAGUAACGUAGGUGAGAGUUUUUGAAAGUGUUCCUCUGAACAUUUCAUUUGAAAUUUUUCGCCAUUUCUCUCUGUUCUCCUUCUCCACCCAAAAAAUAAUUAUUUCAUUUGUAGUCAGGUUGGCAGAGCAGCGUCAGAGGAGCCUGCAGCCAGUCAACUGUAUGUUGCCACAAACUGAAUCAUAUUCUCGGUUUGAUGGGUAAGGAGUCCUGGAUGCACUUGUCGUGUGCAUGGACUUGCUUCAAAAGGAAACAAUAGGAAAGAAAUAUGAGAAACGACACAUUGAGGUGUUUACAGACCUUAGCAGUCCCUUCAGUGAGGAUCAGCUGGAAAUUAUCAUCGCUAACUUGAAGAAAACAGGAAUCUCACUGCAAUUUUUCUUGCCGUUUCCAGUGGAUGAUAAUGAGGGAAGUGGGGAUACAGGUGAUGGUCGACAUUCUGAUAUGUACAGAAAGUCUUUUCCAAGGAAGGGCUUAACCGAGCAGCAGAAAGAAGGCAUCUGUAUGGUGAGAAAAUUGAUGUUUGCUUUAGAGGAAGGAGGAGGCCUGGAUGAAAUUUACACUUUCAGAGAGAGCCUGGAGCGUCUUUCAAUGUUUAAGAAAAUCGAAAGAAGACCUAUGGCUUGGCCCUGCCAGCUAACGAUAGGUUCUAAUCUGUCUAUAAGGAUUGUGGCAUACAAAUCACUCGCCGAAGAGAAGCUGAAAAAGUCCUGGACUCUUGUGGAUGCCAAGACCUUAAAAAAAGAAGAUGUGCAAAAAGAGACUGUCUACUGCUUGAACGAUGAUGAUGAAACAGAAGUUCCGAAAGAUGAUCUUGUUCAAGGGUUCCGCUAUGGGAGCGAUAUAGUUCCUUUCUCUAAAGUAGAUGAGGAGCAAAUGAAAUACAAAACCGAAGCAAAGUGUUUUUCAGUAUUAGGAUUCAGCAGAUCAUCUCAGAUACAGAGGCAUCACUACAUGGGCACCCAGGUUCUGAAGGUCUUUGCAGCGAAAGAUGAUGAGGCUGCAGCAGUUGCUCUUUCUGCUCUGAUUCAUGCUUUGGAUGAGUUGGAUGUCGUGGCCAUAGUACGUUAUGCUUAUGACAGAAGAUCUAAUCCUCAGGUUGGCGUAGCCUUUCCAUGUAUCAAGGAUGCAUAUGAGUGUCUGAUAUAUGUGCAGUUACCCUACAUGGAAGACUUACGACAAUACAUGUUUUCCUCUUUGAAAAACAAUAAAAAGUGCACUCCUUCAGAGGAUCAGUUAUCUGCAGUUGACUCUCUGAUUGAUUCUAUGAGUUUGGUUUAUGAAGAUGAUGAUGGGGAGACAACCGAAGACAUAUUUAAAACCAGCAAAAUACCAAACCCUCAGUUUCAGAGGUUAUAUCAGUGCCUGCAGCAUAAGGCUUUUCAUCCUGACAAGCCACUGCCACCCAUUGAACAGCAUCUUUUAGAAAUGUUGGAGAUACCUCAAGAGGUGAGAGAAAGAUGCCAGGCUCCUCUUGAAAAAAUAAAGGCACUUUUUCCCCUGAAAGAUGCUGGCAAGAAGAAAGAACAGAAGACUGCUCAAGAUGUCUUCAAAGACAACAAUGAAGAUGGACCCAGUACUAAAAAGGCAAACGCUGAAAAUGAAGAAGGCAGCUUUAGCAUCGCAAACCUUGCUGAAGGCAAUGUCACCACUGUUGGAAGUAUUAACCCAGCAGAAAACUUCUGUGUUCUUGUGAGGCAGAAGAAUGCUAACUUCAAGGAAGUGAGCCAGCAGCUGGUAAACCGCAUUGAACAGUUUUUGGAAACUAAAGGUUUACAGUACUAUAUGAAGAGCAUUGACUGUAUUCGAGUUUUCAGAGAGGAGGCCAUUAAGCUGUCAGAGGUGCCGUGCUUUAAUGAUUUCCUGCAGGCCCUAAAAGAAAAGGUGGAAGACCAAACCUUAGCGGAUUUCUGGGAGAUUCUGAUACAAGAUGGAAUUUCUUUGAUCACCAAAGAUGAAGCAGAAGGUAGUUCAGUGACUAGUGACGAAGCCAAAAAGGUAUUGCUUUUACACUCUUACUUAUCUAUAUAAAGCCUUUGCUAUUCCAGAGAAGACAUUUUUUUAUAUGGAUGAACCUUUAAGUGAAUGAAAUAGGGCCUGAAUGAAUGGAGAAUGGAGUCCUUGGACCAUAGAAGUUAUGGGGCCUCAACUUGGGGACAUUUCUCUCUUAAUGCGCACCAUAU